CCUCGGCCUCAACAUGGCUCCCUGCAUGAGAACUUUCCUGGAGAGGCUGCCAGUGAUCCUGCAGGAGCAGUACACCUAUGAGAAGCCCCAUGUUGUCUGCGGGGAGCAGCUGGUUCACAGCCCCUAUAUGCAAUGCCUUGCCUCCCUGGCAGUGGGCCUCCACCUGGACCAGCUCCUGUGCCGCCCUCCUGUGCCCCCUCACCUGCGUCAUUGUCCACCAGAGUCUGGCACUGCAGUGUGGAGUGCCAGUGAGUGGGCGUGGCUCGACUGUUUCUCCACAACAGUGAAAGCAGCUGAGGCCCUUGCUCAAGGAGCCACCUUCACCGAAUCCUUCAGCGUUCCAGACCUGGAGCUAGUGCCCAAAGAGGACGUGGCUCUGGUCAUGGACAACAGCAAAUGGGCAUCUGGUAUGGAUGAGCAAGUCAUGUCCUGGGCCAUCUCUCGACCUGAGGACUGGCACCUGGGGGGGAAGUGUGAUGUUUUUCUGUGGGGUGCAGGACGACAUGGUCAGCUGUCCGAGGCUGGCAGAAACAUCCUGGUGCCUGCCACUGCCCCAUCCUUCUCCCAGGCUCAACAGAGGAACUCCAGAAGAACUCCGAGGAACUCCAGCCAAACUCCAUCAGAACCAGAAGAACUAACUGAACUCAGGGAACUCCAGAAGAACUCCGAGGAACUACAGCUGAACUCCAUCAGAACUAGAAGAACUAACGGAACUUAG
Nematolebias whitei (Rio pearlfish) is the source of this 718-nucleotide messenger RNA. Its product is annotated as probable E3 ubiquitin-protein ligase HERC1. NCBI's taxonomy places the organism in Eukaryota, Metazoa, Chordata, Actinopteri, Cyprinodontiformes, Rivulidae. The coding region runs from base 14 to 718 and encodes 234 amino acids. The record is from RefSeq and is a predicted model, not a curated record. The transcript has 5 exons.